Messenger RNA from Solanum dulcamara, 771 nucleotides. RefSeq lists its product as uncharacterized. The transcript is spliced from 2 exons. The record is from RefSeq and is a predicted model, not a curated record. The coding region runs from base 1 to 771 and encodes 256 amino acids. Lineage: Eukaryota; Viridiplantae; Streptophyta; Magnoliopsida; Solanales; Solanaceae. Gene Ontology annotation, molecular function: zinc ion binding.
AUGAGUGUCGCCAAAUAUCUUGAGGAUGUUGGUUUCCACAAAUGGAGUAGAGCACACUUCCCUGGCAACAGGUAUGAUGUAAUGACCACCAACAUUGCUGAGUCAAUUAAUUCGAUGUUCUUGGCGGAAAGAGAAUUCCCAAUUACUGCUCUAUUUAAUUCUAUAAAUAGGAGGUUUGCUCAAAAAUUUCAUGAGAGGCGUAUGAUGUUGGCCAACACAUCAACCAUAUGUGUCCCUUCUGUUGAAAGAAAAAUAAGAGAAAAUGUAACUAUAGGCAAUACACUAUUGGCCCAUCAAAUAAGCUUCCACACUUUUAGCAUCAUUGGUCAUGGUUCAGUGGCUAUGGUUGAUCUAAAUAAUAGAUCAUGUUCUUGUAGAGAGUUUGAUUUGAACAAAAUACCUUGUCCACAUGCUAUUGCAGCGAUAAGAAUCCAGUUCAGGGAUGAUUAUGGAUUAAGAGUUUAUGAUUUUGUUUCUCCAUAUUAUUCAGUAUGGUCAUACAAACAUGCAUAUGAAAAAUUAAUUCAUCCAGUGUUAUCUGAAGAAUUUUGGGAGUUUCCUCCAGAGCUUUUGGAGAGUAAAAUACCUUGUCCAUAUGUGGUGCGCAAACCGGGCCGAAAGAAGAGAAAACGUGCACCUUCAGUCUUGGAGCGGGGUUCAAAGAAGAAGAAAAAUAAAUGCUCCAUAUGCAAAAGAGUUGGUCACAAAAGAACUACGUGUAGUCUCAGAGCGAGACAAAAUGAAGGAACAAGCAGUAGUGUAGCUUCUUAA